Messenger RNA from Iphiclides podalirius (scarce swallowtail), 198 nucleotides. The record is from the annotation of a GenBank genome assembly. NCBI's taxonomy places the organism in Eukaryota, Metazoa, Arthropoda, Insecta, Lepidoptera, Papilionidae.
AUGGGCGGACGGGCUCCGGAUGAAAAAGCACCCGCGGCCAGCGAGGCACGCGGGGAAUGGGCCGUGUGCCGAUUGUCGGCCGGCCAUCCACCGGCAGUAUUUCGUGGUGCCGCAAAAAGAGGGCCGCGAGGGGCGACCGCGGCGCGUUUGAGACGCCGCCCCUGUGGGAAAAUCGCCGCCAGAAAACUGCGACGUAAA